AUGUCUUCAAAAAAACAUUUUGUGCUUGGCUUUUGCCUUGUGAUUUUAUUUGUAAAUGCAGCUUCAAUAGAUUAUGGAACAGCACUUACUAAAUCUUUAUUGUAUUAUGAAGCACAAAGAUCAGGAAAAUUGCCUCCUAAUCAACGUGUGCAAUGGCAUGGAGACUCAGCCCUUAAAGAUGGCAAAGACGAAGGGAUUGACUUGACAGGAGGAUACUACGACGCUGGAGACAACGUGAAAUUCGGAUUUCCAAUGGCAUUCACAGUAACAAUGCUAUCAUGGAGCGUAAUCGAAUUCGAGCACCAACUAAACUCCAAAAACGAACUGAAAAAUGCACUGAAUGCAAUCAAAUGGGGCACUGAUUAUUUCAUAAAAGCACAUAAAGAGCCUCAUGUUUUAUACGGCGAAAUCGGAGAUGGAAAUUCUGAUCAUCAGUGUUGGGAAAGGCCUGAAGAUAUGACAACUCCGAGGAAUGCUUAUAAAAUUGAUGAACAACAUCCUGGCUCCGACCUUGCUGGUGAAACGGCCGCAGCACUGGCUGCUGCGGCCAUUGCUUUUAGCAGGUCAGACCCAGGUUAUUCGAAGCAGCUUCUUACUCAUGCCAAAGAGUUAUUUGAUUUUGCUAAAAAGUUCCCAGGCGAGUACCAAACUAGCAUUUCUGUGGCAGGUCAAUUCUACAGUAGCUCCGGUUAUGAGGAUGAACUAUUGUGGGCUGCUGUUUGGUUGCUAAAAGCCACACAAGACAAAAGAUACCUGGAUUACAUCAAUGAUAAAUCCACAAGUUCUGGAGGCACCAGAUCCAUGUUUUCAUGGGAUGACAAAUAUGUUGGUGCUCAACUCCUCAUUGCCAAGGAUCUGCUGGAGAAGAAAUUUCCAGGGAAGGAGAGUUCGUUGAGUGAAUACAAGAAAAAUGCAGAGGAAUUCAUAUGCAACUGUAUCCAAAAAGGAAACAGCAAUGUAAAGAAGAGUAGUGGAGGACUAUUAUGGUGGCAACGUUGGAAUAAUCUUCAAUAUGUCACAACUGCAACAUUUGUCAUAACCAGUUAUGCAGAUACAUUAUCUGCCACUAAAAAUUCUUUGCAAUGCACUAGUGGAAAGGUGGAACCUUUGCAACUAAUCACGUUCGUCAAAUCCCAGGUGGAUUAUAUACUUGGUGAAAACCCAAGAAAAAUGAGUUACAUGGUAGGUUUUGGUACAAAUUACCCAAAGAAGAUUCAUCACAGAGGAGCAUCAAUUGUGUCAAUUAAGAAAGACCGUACUCCAGUGGGCUGCCAUGAAGGUUUUACUCUAUGGUUCGAUAAAAAUGCAGCAAAUCCAAAUGUUUUAGAUGGUGCAAUUGUUGGUGGACCUGAUCUUAGUGAUAAUUAUAAUGAUGACAGAAAUAACUUUCAGCAAGCUGAAGCUGCCACAGCUAAUACAGCACCAUUAGUUGGAGUUUUAGCCCGAUUAGCUAGCUAAACAAAUCUUUUCAGAUAGAGAUUAAUUAGUAUUUUUUUUUUUAUAAGUACACGAAGCUCACUUUUGUGGUUUUCAAAUAUAAUCGGUGAUAGUCUCAUA
This is a messenger RNA of Lycium barbarum (goji berry), 1557 nucleotides long. RefSeq names its product endoglucanase 12-like. The transcript has 6 exons. Gene Ontology annotation, molecular function: hydrolase activity, hydrolyzing O-glycosyl compounds. Gene Ontology annotation, biological process: carbohydrate metabolic process. The record is from RefSeq and is a predicted model, not a curated record. Bases 1 to 1458 code for a protein of 485 amino acids. NCBI's taxonomy places the organism in Eukaryota, Viridiplantae, Streptophyta, Magnoliopsida, Solanales, Solanaceae.